Culicoides brevitarsis is the source of this 1390-nucleotide messenger RNA. Its product is annotated as AH receptor-interacting protein. The record is from RefSeq and is a predicted model, not a curated record. Bases 99 to 1061 code for a protein of 320 amino acids. Gene Ontology annotation, molecular function: protein binding; peptidyl-prolyl cis-trans isomerase activity. The transcript is spliced from 4 exons. Lineage: Eukaryota; Metazoa; Arthropoda; Insecta; Diptera; Ceratopogonidae.
GUCAACUCAAAACAUUUUCUCGGACAAAUUUUUCUACACUUUUCACGAUUUUUCAUAGCUUAAGUAGUAAAUUUAAAUAAAAAUAAAAUAUUUAAAAAAUGGAUGCACCCAUCGACCAAGCCCUCAUCAAGAAAGAAAUGCUCUUUCCGGGCUCCAAAUACAUUCCGCUCACCCCAGGGACCAGAGUGAAAUUUCACUAUCAGACACGCAAAUGCGACAAGGACCGAACAUUGAUCGAUGACAGCAAGAAAACGAACAAACCGAUGGAGUUGGUGUUGGGAAAAAAGUUCAAAUUGGAAGUAUGGGAAGUGAUUGUGCAGAAAAUGGCUCUAAAUGAAGUCGCGAAAUUUACCGUGGAUCAAUCAUUGGUAGUUCAGUACCCAUUUGUGGCAAAAACGAUUCGUGAUGCGAGUAAACCACCUGAGGAACGUCGCACACACAUGUGUGGCAUGACACUACAGAACGAAGGCAUCGGCUAUGACGAUUUGAACGACUUGCUGAAGCAUCCGUGUGACUUGGAAUUCACUGUUGAGCUGAUUUCCGUGGAGCUGGCCUCCGAUUAUCAAAAGGAAUCGUGGCAAAUGGACGACGACGAGAAGCUGAAACGAGUUCAAGAGCUCAAAGAUCAAGGAAAUGAUUUUUACAAGCAGCGCGAAUUCAAAAAAGCUGAAGAUGCUUACUCGUAUGCCAUUGGAAUCAUCGAACAAUUAAUGCUCAAAGAGAAACCGAACGACGUCGAAUGGAAUGAACUUGCCGAAGUCAAAGUUCCGCUUUUAUUGAAUUACACUCAAUGCAAAUUAUUGGCGAAAGACUACUAUCCGGUCAUAAAUUACUGCACGGAAGUCCUGAAAUACGAUCCAGACAACGUAAAAGCGUAUUAUCGACGAGCUAAAGCGCACGCAGGUGUCUGGAUGGACAAAGAAGCUGAACGGGAUUUCAUCAAAUGCGUCGAAUUGGAUCCGAAAUUGAACUCUGCGGUUGCCAAAGAAAUGAGCGAAUUCAAAAAAUUGCUGCGAGAGAAGGAAAAAAGCGAAAAAGAAAAAUUAAAAGGACUGUUCUAAGACUUUAAAGCACACAAAACUCUAUAUUUCCACUGUUUGAACGUACAAAAAAAAUUCGUAUCUAGUCACAAAAAGGGACCUUUCUUACUUUCCUGAAGCAAUUUAAAGGAAAAUAUUUGGAAAAAUUGUUAGAAAUUUAGUUAUUUGUGUUUGUAAAUGUCAAUAAAAGUGAUUGAAUCAUGAAAUUUUUUCAUUUUUUUAUGUUUUGUGGAGUUUGUACCAACAUCACGAGAUGAAAAAAUUGUUUGCUGAGAUGUUUAAAGGUUGUUUGUUAAUUUGAAGGGUAAAUUCGCGAAUAGAUGAACUUAAUUCCAAGUCGAGUUUGCUGC